AUGACACACGGACGUGCGCUCGGUGGCUCAUAGGGGAAGAUGGCGGCUGCUCUUUUGGAGGAGUGGGAUUGAGAGGGGAGGAGGGAGGGGGCCCGACGGGAGAGACAUUCCUGACUGUGAAGACGAACAUAUCGCUCGCCAGUCGUUAGGACCUCUGAUCAGCGCCCGAGGGUGUCAUAGAACGAAAACAUCACCAUGGCUACAGAAAUUGGUUCUCCUCCGCGGUUUUUCCAUAUGCCAAGGUUCCAACACCAGGCACCUCGACAACUGUUCUAUAAGCGACCAGAUUUUGCGCAGCAGCAAGCAAUGCAGCAGCUUACCUUUGAUGGAAAACGAAUGAGAAAAGCAGUAAACCGAAAAACCAUAGACUAUAAUCCAUCUGUAAUUAAGUAUUUGGAGAAUAGAAUAUGGCAAAGAGACCAGAGAGAUAUGCGAGCAAUUCAGCCUGAUGCAGGUUAUUAUAAUGAUCUGGUUCCACCUAUUGGGAUGUUGAAUAAUCCUAUGAAUGCAGUAACAACAAAGUUUGUCCGAACAUCAACAAAUAAAGUAAAAUGUCCAGUAUUUGUUGUCAGGUGGACUCCAGAAGGAAGAAGGUUGGUCACUGGAGCUUCUAGUGGGGAGUUCACCUUGUGGAAUGGACUCACUUUCAAUUUUGAAACAAUAUUACAGGCUCAUGAUAGCCCAGUGAGAGCCAUGACUUGGUCGCAUAAUGACAUGUGGAUGUUGACAGCAGACCACGGAGGAUAUGUGAAAUAUUGGCAGUCGAACAUGAACAACGUCAAGAUGUUCCAGGCACAUAAGGAGGCGAUUAGAGAGGCCAGUUUCUCACCCACGGAUAAUAAAUUUGCUACAUGCUCUGAUGACGGCACUGUUAGAAUCUGGGACUUUCUUCGUUGCCAUGAGGAAAGAAUUCUCCGAGAAUGCCUGCACAGUGCACGUCCCUAAGGAAUGACGUGCCUUUGCAGACAGCGACUUCCGUGUUUGAGGCCUCACGACUGAAGUCCCUGGCGCGUCUUCUGCUGCCAGGGAGGACACAGUAGACGCCUGGGGAACCGCAUGCACUCAACCUCUGUCCCCAGCCCUAGAUGUGAUAAUCUUCCAGUUUUAUCUGGAAAGUAAGUAAUGCCUGAUUUUGUUUGUUUGUUUCAGUAUAUAUGGCUAUUUUUUUGAAAAGCAGAUUUUAUAAUUGACAAAUUAAAAGAUAUUUUCUGUUUUUUUCUUUGGUCCAGAAACUUCUUUUUUAUUAUUUUUAUCCUCAGGUUCUUCAAGACUUAAUAGUUUUUAACUUCUGUGUUAAACAUACAGUUAUGAAUAGAUUAACUUUAAAAUAUUUUUUGACAGAAUCCUCAUUUUAGUGUCUGUAGUAGAUUUGUUUCUAUUAUAGAAACUUGCUUGUUCUAAGUUGGCAGAUUAAUUCUUACGAAAAUAACAUUCAGCUGCGAAGUGAGAGUUUUUCACACAUUUAAAAAGAUCUUUCAGUUUGAAAGUACAUAUUAAAAUCUUCAUUUUCUUCUCAUAGCUAACCUGUUAUCCAGGUUUUUCCAGUAGUUACGGUGAGCACUGUUGUUUUAAAAAAAGCAAGCAAGGGUUAUUUUCUUUCGCCUUUUCCUUAUAUACGUUCAGUUUUAUUAUUGGUGUGCAUUCCCACGGGAUCUUAGGCUUUAAACUGCUCUUGAAUCUGGAUGUGCCCAGACACUUGGAUAUGCCUCCACUUGCAAUGGUUCUUGGUGAACUCCUGCUCAUUCUUCUAAUCAGCUUGGCUAGACUGGCUCCCUCUGUGCCUUCUCAGUAUGACCGGCGGUAAUGCUUUAUCUGAAUUCUUCAACACAUUUUAGCAUGGUUUUGACAUUGAAAGCAACAUGGAAGAAAUCUCACACCGAAAUCAUCCAAAGUGGCCUUCCUUAUGAGUAAUGAAAUGAGUAUUAAUACUCGUGUUUUAGAGUGUUUAAUACCCAUGUUUUAGAGUCAUUUUGUAACCCUAGAAGACUUAGUCUGUUUUUAUUCUGCAGUUAAUAUUGACAAGUAUACCUGCGGUCAGAGACCACCAGAAACAUACCUGUAGUUUAACAAGUUUAUUUAUUACUCUUCACAGCAAAGAGCAUAGACCUUAGGGAAUUUGAGGUGUCUUAGUAAGAGGAUCUUACAAAGGAUAUUAUAGGCUUUGGACUGGGUCAUUGGGACGAGGGUUUAAGGACGUGAGGGCUGUCAUUCUUUUAGCAUAAGAGGGGCGUUUGGUAUUUUGUGGUUUGUGCAGGACCUUAUUUUUGUCUCACCUUAUCAUGAUCUCAGAAUGACUUAACAGAUGUUUAGUGAGAUUGUCCAACAGAACAGAAUGGUUUAGCUGUAAUUGUCAGAUCAGUUUGUAAUGACAUUGAGGCUUAGUUGUGAGCAUCAGAUUAGUUCUCAGAGGAAGUGACUGCUCUGCCCGCCUGCCCCCCGCCCCUGAAAGCUUUUAAGUCCAAGUGGCCUUUGAUUAUGUAGGAACCAGCUGGGGGAGGCCAAGAUUUAAUAGCAGUGACAUAUUGAACAAGCUGCGAUGAUAUUGACAGGGAUAUUUUUAUAAAACAGCAACUGGGAAGCUUGCCAGUUUUCAGCUGGUUAUAAGUAGUUCUAGGUUUCCCCCACUAUCCUAAAGUAGGACACAGCUUAGGAACAGAUGCACAAGAUAAAUCGAGACAAAGCAUGGAUGCCCACGGUUGCAGGGCACAGCUGCCCUGGCUUGAUGCAGAGAUGCUGAGUGUAGUCCUAAGGAGGGAGCUUGACGGCACCACUUGCGUUGCUCAGGGACACCACUCUUCUAUAUUGGCUUUGCUGCAAAACUUGAAUGCUUUUGCCUUUUUUGUAAAAGCAGAAAUCCUCUUUGGAUUUCCUUCUGUCAGCGUUUUUCACACGUUGAGGAUCUGUUUCUAACCCUGUGUUGCACAAGCCCUAUCAUGCCGUUUUCCAACAGCAUCAGUUUUUAAUUAAGGUAUGUACACUGUGUUUUUAGGUACACUGCUCUUAUACACUUAAUAGGCCACAGCGUGUGUGAGCAUAAGCAUUGGGACACCAGAGGUUCGUGUAGUUUGCUUUAUUGUGGUGGUCUAAAAUCAAACCCACAACAUCUCUGAGGUAUGCCUGUACUAAUGUAGGUCUUUCAUAAAAGUGAAGUGGUGUAAAGUGAACUUUUUCUUUUUUUACCUGUAGUGGGUAAAAACAUGUUCUUUUUAAGAAAUAAGAUGAAUAAACUUUUAUUAAUCUCUCUGGGAAUCCUAAGGGUUUACUCUACUAAAUUUAGCAUCUCAGGAUUAGCUUUUUGUACUUCAGGAGUUCUUUCUUUACAUCUGGGAAGAGUCAACUGUCUGUUUUCUGUAUUGUCUGUGUUAAUACAUAGCCAUAUACAUCAAAGGGAUUGUAAAGGUUUUUAAGACUUAAGAACACUGUUUGGAACCUUACAAUUAAUAAUUAAAAUAAUUGUAAAAUUCUUUAUGAACUCUCAAGGCAAAAAUAAAAGGACCGUGUUUUUCAUAACUCCACUCUACUCAUACUCAUUGAAGGUCACUGAAAAGAAAUUUAUAUUUAUUCGUUUAUUCGUUCCUGUUUUCAUGAGCAAUACAAGUGACAGCUGGAGAUUUUUGGUUUAAAAGCAUCUGUUUUAAUAUCUUCAUUUAUAAUCUAAAGUAAGCACUGCAUUUUUUUUUCCUCUUCCAAGUCUUUUUUUAAAUAUAUUUUUUUAUUGAAGGAUAAUUGCUUUACAGAAUUUUAUUGUUUUCUGUUAAACAUCCACAAGAAUCAGCCAUAGGUACACCCAUGUCCUCUCCGUCCUGAACCUUGCUGCCAUCUCCCUCCCCAUACACUUCUAGAUUGUUGCAGAGUCCCUGUUUGAGUUUCCUGUAAGCACUGCAUUAUUAUAGUGCAUAAAAAAGUAGCACUCUAAUUCAUGAGGUAGUUCUUACAGGUUUGUAAUUUUAAAAGUGGUAACUUUUUAAAAUCAGAUAUUUUAAAACAUCUGCUCAUGCAAGUCUAGAGAUAAUCUUUUUAAAAUUUGAAGGUCUUUAGAACAAAAUUUGCCUCCUAGGAAACUGCAGAACAGGCCUUUUCUGUUGUAUUUUACCUUGAACAAUAAACUAAGAGUAUUUGCCUUAACACUGAAUCUUUUUAUUAUUUGAUAACAGCUUAGUAAGUUUUAAUACUGGAAAAGUUAGGUUUGUAACUUUAUUAAAAGUAUAGAGCACAUUUGGAUAGUGUCACAUGAUAGAAUUCAAAAUGUUUAGCUCCAUUACACAAGCAAGACACACUGUAGGUAAACUAGUCUCUUCAUGUGAUAUUACUAGUUCUGCCAUUGGUGUAUAGAAUUUUCCUGUAGAUACAAAGAAUAUAAUCAUAUUUUGUCAUUAAAAUCUUCAUGUUAGCUUUGAAUGUUUAUGAGAAUCCCAAAAACCUUUAAGAAAGAAUUUAGAUUGCAGAACUUUUGACAUCUUGAUACUUUUAGUAGAGCAGUAGUAGCAUUAAAAAUAUGGUUGAUUUGGACCAAACUAAGGAUGAUAACUUUUCAAAAUAAGGUUUUUUCUUAAAGAUCAUUAAACAUAAAAAAAUGUAUUUUUAAAAAGUGUUUAAUUGUGGUUUUAAACACUCUAUAAUGAACUAUUAUUUAGAUUUUAUUUAAUAAGUACAAUAAAUAUUUUUGCAUGGGAAAGAGUAUUUCAGAGUUAUCACAGAUUUCAAGAUUGAUAGGGAACUUACUAUGUACCAUUUGUAAUCUGUGUGUAAGUUACAUGUAGAUGCCAGCAUAUAUCUCCUUAUAAUUUAGGCACAAAGGUUAUGAUAUGUUCUCUUGAUUUAAAGUAACCUUGAUUUAAAGGUUUUAUAAUUUAUCUGGGCAGCAUCCCACUUUCAUGAUCCCCACAAAGUUGACUCUUCUGUUAUUUGCUGUAACCAGUAGAUGUACAUUUAUGUUUUCUUUGUAGCUAUCCACUUACCAGAAGUACCAGAAUAGUACAAGUACACUAUGUCUUUUCAUAGUCAAUGAUGUGUGCAAAUCUUAUUUGUAAUGUCAUUUUUUUCUAUAAAAAAACAGAGGGGUAAAUUCUCUGCUUUGUGUAUUGUUACCUUUAAAAUAUAGGAGAAUAUAGUGUAAUUGCUAUCUCCAGUGGUUAAGGGACAAGGAAGAAGAAAUCAUUAAUGUUACUGAACCUCCUUCUGGCUGUUCCACAGUUCUGGGUACAGUUACAGUUUCUACGUGGGCAGUCUUUGUUUUUCCUCCAGAGUGCCUUAAACAUCACUCACUUGAGAGCCGCAGGUCUGGCUUUGAAUCCCAGCUCCGCUCCUGGGCAAGUCAGUCUCUUCUGGAUGCGCUUCCUCCUCUGUAAAGUGGGGCUGAUGAUACCUACCUCACAGGGUUGUUGUGAGGGUCCCAGAAGUACACAGAGGCACUUCUCAUGUUGUAGGCUUGAAGCAAAUGUUUGUUGCUUAAAUCAUAUAUGUGCUAGGAAAGAUGGGGAAAGCAUGGAGGAUAUAAAGAACGUAACAUUUAAGUUAAUUUGAUUAAGAGGAGGUUGAAAUUGAUUAGGAAAGAUACUAUAAAGGGUUUAUUUAUGAGGCGAUUACUAGAUCAAGAGUUGGGAUGGGUUAUAUAAGAUUAUCCUAUUUUGGUAGUGAUUCUUAGGUUUAGAAGUGUCAUUGAUAAAAUUAAUUGUAUUGUAAGCCAUAUUUAAAUAAAUAACAUUCUACUGAAAUGGAA
Capra hircus (goat) is the source of this 5719-nucleotide messenger RNA. It is a transcript of the gene WDR33, whose product is annotated as WD repeat domain 33. The record is from RefSeq and is a predicted model, not a curated record. The transcript is spliced from 8 exons. Gene Ontology annotation, molecular function: protein binding. Lineage: Eukaryota; Metazoa; Chordata; Mammalia; Artiodactyla; Bovidae. Bases 196 to 945 code for a protein of 249 amino acids. Gene Ontology annotation, cellular component: mRNA cleavage and polyadenylation specificity factor complex.